AUGUUCAACGCGCUCAACCGUUUUAUGUCCCGCCUCGACGGCGAGGACCCCCGACAGAAGCAGCAUCAACAAGGGCUAUUUGGGUUUCAAGUGCUACGGAACACAAACCUGCAGCUCGCGAUCGAGCCAUGGUUCGACUUUGUCGUAGGGAUCAAUGGACGCAUGAUCGAUGACCCAAGCCCCGGACUGUUUGCCCAAGAAGUGCGCAACUGCGCUGGAGGAUCAGUGUCGCUAGGUCUAUGGAGCGCAAAAGGCCAACGAACACGCACGAUGCACGUCCCAGUCCCCGUCGACGGCUCUUCGCUGGGCCUGUCUCUCCAGUGGACAUCCCUGAACGCCGUCGUGAACAUAUGGCACGUCCUCGACGUUCCCGCCAACUCCCCAGCCGACCUCGCGGGCCUCCUCCCCUACAGCGACUACAUCCUGGGCUCGCCAGAGGGCACCCUGCACGGCGAGAGCGGGCUGGGCGAGAUUGUCGAGGACCACAUCGGCAGGCCCCUGCGGCUAUAUGUCUACAACAACGAGUACGACGUCACGAGGGAGGUCACGCUGCAGCCGAGCCGGGAGUGGGGCGGCGAGGGCGCGCUGGGCUGUGUCCUGGGGUACGGGGCGCUGCACCGCCUGCCCGCGCCGCUGAGCGAGCCCGUGGACGCGCCGGGCGACACCAUCUUUGACGGGUCGUUCUCGGAAAAGACGCCGCUCUACGGCCAAGGGGUUGCUGCCCCGGCGGCAGACACGGCCAACUUCUUCACGCCUGCUGAGGCGGAGCAGCCUGGUGCUCCCCCGGCUGGCGGAGGUGACUUCCUCGUCCCGGCCCAGAUGGCAAAUGCGCCGCCGCCAGCAGGGGGUGCGCCGCCGCCACGGAGCCAGAAGAAGAAGGCGCACCGGGCGCCGGUGGGCGGUAUGGACGACUACUUCAACGAGCAGGAGGAGAAGAGCAGGGCGCUGGACCGGCCGGACUCGACCCGGGCCAAGAGUCCGCUGGCUCCGCCGCCCAAGGCGGGUGGUGGGCCGCCCAAGGGAGGCCCGCCCCGGGCAGAAACACCACAAGCGGAGGCGCAGGCGGAGGAGGGUGCGACAGAUGCAUAG
Molecule: messenger RNA, 1089 nt
Organism: Diaporthe batatas
Lineage: Eukaryota; Fungi; Ascomycota; Sordariomycetes; Diaporthales; Diaporthaceae
Exons: 3
Coding region: 1-1089 (362 amino acids)
Biological process (GO): Golgi organization
Cellular component (GO): Golgi apparatus
Molecular function (GO): protein binding
Source: RefSeq, a predicted model, not a curated record